Messenger RNA from Neodiprion fabricii, 919 nucleotides. RefSeq names its product stromal cell-derived factor 2. Lineage: Eukaryota; Metazoa; Arthropoda; Insecta; Hymenoptera; Diprionidae. Bases 134 to 817 code for a protein of 227 amino acids. The transcript has 4 exons. The record is from RefSeq and is a predicted model, not a curated record.
UGUAAUCCAUUGUAAUUCUAUUGCCGGAACGUGGUAACUUCUCAAGCUAGUACGGAGACUGAUAAUUCAUUCACACCAGUCACGUUUCACCACGUAUUUUAACUGGUAGUACACAGUAAUUGUAAACUCGAAAAUGUCCACGCAGAAGAUGAAUCUUCUAUGCUGCAGUUUGCUGUAUUUCACAAUUCCAUGGAUUAUUGUUCUAAACGCACAAAAUGUAUAUGCAAAGGGAACAAAUUAUGUGACCUGUGGAUCAGUAUUAAAACUUCUGAACAUUGGCUCUAAUGUCAGACUGCAUUCGCAUAGUAUAAAGUACGGAACUGGAAGCGGUCAGCAAUCUGUUACAGCAACAGAAAUUCAGGAAGAUGGUAACUCACAUUGGCUUGUAAAAGCUGAAACUGGAAAGCAAUGUAUCCGAGGAAAACCAAUAAAAUGUGGAGAUAUAGUGAGACUGGAGCAUCUAUCAACGAAGAAAAAUCUGCAUUCGCACCACUUCAGCUCACCUUUGAGUGGUAACCAGGAAAUAUCAGCAUACGGCGAUGAAAAAGGCGAAGGGGACACAGGGGAUGACUGGCUAGUGGUUUGCCAGAGUGAAUUUUGGGAAAGGGAUAAUCCAAUAAUGCUGAAGCAUAUUGACACGAACGUGUACUUAUCAAGCAGUGAAAGAACUUACGGCAAUCCAAUAACUGGCCAAGUUGAAGUCGUUGGAAUGUACACACCGAUGGGAGACAACUCAAAUUGGAAAUCAAUGGAAGGUCUUUUCAUACACCCCAGCGACUUCAAGGCGCAACAUACCUAUCAACAUACGGAACUCUAAACUCGAUUAGACAAAUUAAUUACAGUAAUUAUUUAUUUUAUAUCGCAGUAAUGAAUAAAGAGGAAAACGAAGAUGAAACUGAAUAAAUCGAAUAAAUAGUUA